CUUUCUUCAUUUCUUGAAACUUUUUCCUUCUAAACCUCAGUCUUUCUCUGUAUCUCUCCCUUUCUUCCCUGCAAAAACAGAGGUUGUACGGACAUUCUCCUCCACCAGUAGCCGCAUUUUUAUAAUAUUUAAGGUACAAAGAUGAGGCUUUCCCUGUCCACUACCUAUAAGCAAGUACAGCCUCUAGUGAACUUCCAAGGAGGACUCAACCUGGAAUCCUUCUUUCAUCGGAAAGAUAAGGUCGUAUUUGUAAUUGGAGCAACCGGCACAGGCAAGUCAAGACUCGCUAUCGACCUAGCAAACCAAAUUCCAGCAGAGAUCGUUAACUCAGAUAAAAUACAAGCCUAUAAAGGCCUUGACAUCGUCACUAAUAAGGUCACUGAAGAGGAGUGUCGCGGGGUACCUCACCAUUUAAUUAGCACAAUAGACCAAAAUUCGAACUUCACAGCCACUGAUUUCCGGUCCCAUGCGUCACUUGCAGUUGAAUCCAUCUUGGGUCGGGGGCGAUUGCCAAUCAUUGCCGGUGGCUCCAAUUCUUACAUCGAAGCCUUGGUGAACGAAGACCCUGAAUUCCGGUUGAGGUAUGAAUGUUGUUUUCUCUGGGUGGAUGUGUCACUUCCUGUGCUCAAUUCAUUUGUGUCAGAGCGAGUUGAUAAGAUGGUCAAGGCUGGCUUGGUCGAUGAGGUCAGAAAAAUGUUCAAACCAAACGCAGAUUACUCACAGGGAAUUCGUCGAGCAAUUGGCGUGCCUGAAAUGGAUGAGUACUUGCGGAAUGAAACUAUUGUCGAUCAAGAAGCUCGUGCUAGGCUUCUUGGAGCAGCCAUUGAAAAUAUUAAAGACAACACAUGCUCGUUGGCUUAUAAACAACUACAGAAGAUUCAUCGCCUUCACAAUCAAUGGCGUUGGAAAAUGCAUCGUAUUGAUGCCACCGAUGUGUUCUUAAAACGCGGAGAAGAAGCCGAAGAAGCUUGGGACAAGCUGGUGGUGAGACCCAGUACCAUGAUCGUCGAAAAACUCCUCGAUGACGAAUAUAUGAGAAAUACCGUGGCCGCCAUUACGGCUGUUUCCGCCGCGAAAUCGGUGCCUGUCGCGGCAGUUGCAGCGGCAUCUCUAUAAAGAACUAUGGUCCCAAAGGAUUUAUUCUAUACCUUGCGUACUCCUGAUUAUGACGCGUGGUUUCACUUCCACGUGGAACGCUGGAUGUGCUCAUACUUUUUUUCUCUCUCUCUUUUUUUUUAAUUUUUGUUAUUUUUUGAAAAAAAAAAUACACAUCAAGUGCUAGUGUACUACUAUUUUAGUAUCUUACCAGUGACUUAAGUGGGAGGUGGAUUCAUAUUUGUAAUGUAUGUUUAGAGAGAAAUUGGUAUCAAAUAAACCACAUA
Messenger RNA from Tripterygium wilfordii, 1382 nucleotides. RefSeq names its product adenylate isopentenyltransferase 5, chloroplastic-like. Gene Ontology annotation, biological process: cytokinin biosynthetic process; tRNA modification. Gene Ontology annotation, molecular function: tRNA dimethylallyltransferase activity. The record is from RefSeq and is a predicted model, not a curated record. Gene Ontology annotation, cellular component: mitochondrion. The transcript has 2 exons. NCBI's taxonomy places the organism in Eukaryota, Viridiplantae, Streptophyta, Magnoliopsida, Celastrales, Celastraceae. Bases 142 to 1116 code for a protein of 324 amino acids.